Messenger RNA from Spea bombifrons (plains spadefoot toad), 2304 nucleotides. RefSeq names its product Myb related transcription factor, partner of profilin (gene MYPOP). Gene Ontology annotation, biological process: regulation of transcription by RNA polymerase II. Gene Ontology annotation, cellular component: nucleus. Lineage: Eukaryota; Metazoa; Chordata; Amphibia; Anura; Pelobatidae. The record is from RefSeq and is a predicted model, not a curated record. The coding region runs from base 89 to 1243 and encodes 384 amino acids. The transcript is spliced from 3 exons. Gene Ontology annotation, molecular function: DNA-binding transcription factor activity, RNA polymerase II-specific; RNA polymerase II cis-regulatory region sequence-specific DNA binding.
AAGGCAGGCGAUAGGUGAGACCCACACAGUACACAUCUGCACACACAGCAUCCAGCACUGAGCGCUGCAUUCCCCACGCAUACCAACCAUGCUAAACACAGCGCAUAUAGUGAAUAUACUACCCCUAGCGUCCGGUGCCGCUCGCCAGUCUACAGACGCUGCAGUGACGCCGGUGCCUUCCUAUGCAGGGUAUAUAUAUAUAAAUAGUGGCGACUCCGGCAUGUCAGGUGACACGGAGGAGGUCACUCGCCUGCGUAAGCCUCGUUUCUCCUACGAAGAGAACCAAAUCCUAAUCAGAGAGGUCCGGGCCAACUAUCCUCUGCUCUAUGGGGCACAGAGCCGCCGGCUGAGCGUGGCAGAGCGCCGCCAAGUGUGGGAGGGCAUCGCUGCUCAGAUCAACGCCCUCACCAACUGGAAGCGCACCGCGCAGGAGGUUCAGAAACGCUGGAACGACUUCAAAAGGCGAACCAAAGAGAAGCUAGCCCGGGUUCCGCACUCCACCCAGAGCGGGACGCCAGAGGAGGCGCUGACUGCUGAAGAGGAGACUAUUUUUGCCAUCUUGGGACCAGAAGUGAUGUCCGAGAAGGGCCACUACAGCUCAGACGCGCGGCUGAGGGGGAUGGAUUAUCAUCAGCCAGGCACAGGCUCUUCCAGUCCAGAGACAUCCCUCAGUGGACCGUGUGGUAGUCAAGAUGCUCCGCUUAUGCUCCGACCCAAGGGUUCGCCUUCGCCGACGACCCAGCUCCACAUUGUCCAGUUGCCUCACCUCACUCCUUCACCAGAUCCGUCUGAGGGGCCUUCACCACCACCUCCACCCGGCGCAGGAUCGCCCUUGCUGUCCCCUAACGGGGUCUCCUCACAUUUCGACCCAUCCGUUGCUAUGCUGAGGGCACAGCAGGAGACCGCUGAUGCAAUAAGGCAUCUUACCUAUACGUUACGGCAGAGCAUGGACCGCCUGACCAAUGUCCUUGCAGCCAUUUUGCCUCUUGUGCCAACGCAGCCACCAGCUUCACCGGCGGCCUCUGGCAUUAUGCCUCCGGUCUACUAUCCAACAAAGACAGAGCCUGACACUGAGCCGUGUUGCCCUAUCGAUUACGAAGACGAUGUCCACCGAGACGUAGCCGAGGAUGAGAUUCAGAAGGUGAUAGCAGAGCCCCCAGAGUCCCCUCCGCCUCCAAACAAGAGAAAAAGAUUCGGGUACCUAACUCCACGUAAGCGGAGGGGUCGAUGGAAAAGCCCAUAGAAUCUGUUCUUAUGUCUCACCUCCUUGUGCCGCGCUGAUGAGGGUGAGAAUGGCCAUUGUGAACUAAUUCCCUGCAGUACGUCGGGGAUUCUAUAAACCUUCAGGACUUUUUUUUCUUCUCUCUGUCCCAUUUGGGUGCCCAUGGGAAGCUAAUGAGCGACAAACCAACGGGCAUCUAGCAAUCAAAAGCUUGAACAGUAAGCAGCCGUGGGACUGCAGCCCACCCUUCCAAGGCAACCAUUGUUAAGGGCAUUACCUGCCGGAGGCUGUCUCGCUUUCCCGUUCUCUGCCCCUUUCUUUUGAUCCAGGGGUCGCAAGCGCAACUGUUUUUUUAAGUCCAAAGUCUCCUUUAUGUAGAUAGCAUGACGUACGAUUAUGGCUUAGAUGUAGUUAGAGGUAAAAAAAAAAAGUUAGAAUACGGACACCUUCUGUAUUCUAAUCAGGGCCGGAUUUCCCAUAAGGCAGGUAUCUGGGGCAUUUUCGAUACGCUCCAGGAGGCAAGUCUGUAGGCAUUUACCAUCCCUGACCAUUCCGAGUGGUCAUAAAACAUUUCCCAGAGUAAUGGUUAUUUGCCUCCAUCCUAUUUUUUUUUUUUUUGCCCUCUUUAACCUCAAAUUGCUUGGAGAACAAAUUUACCAGUUACUAUACUAAGCCACAUUGUAGUGGGAAGAGGUAAUCAAGACGUUAUACACAGAGAGCGAAAUACAUGCGUAAAAUAUCAGAUGAGUGAUAUUGCAAACUGUAUGGGGGGGGCACACAUGGGUCUUCUUUGCAUAUUAUGUGCAUUGGAUUCUGACCGUCCAAUCACAUGUUUUCCUGUUCCAAAUAGACGAAUGUUUGUGGGACCCAAACACGCUGCCCCCUCUCUGCCUUCUCUCUGGUAUCUUCUAUUUGCCAUAUAUACCGAUUCCCACUGAAAGCAAUAUAUUUGUAUAUAGAACCGUAUACAAGCUGUAGAUAGCACGAACCCCCUUGUUACGUUAAUUAGGCACAUUGUAAUUAAUGUGGGAGUGUUAAUUAUGUAUGUAAAUAACUACAUAUUAAAAGAAGCUGAUUCAUAA